AUGACUCGAUACCCCACUGCGCAGAUUUGGACAAGAGGAAUCCGUUUCAUCCAAGUCAGCAGAACACUAUCUCCAACGGAUCCUGAACACUCUGUUUCUCCCACUAAUUGGAGCAAAAAAAGACAUCGAAACCCCAAUUCUAGCAGGAAAAGGGCCUUAUCAGAGGCUGGGAGUAAUGUUGCCGGAAGUGAGCAGUCUACUACAUACUAUACGUGGUCCAAGACAAACUCAAAAAUCUCAUCAAGCGAUCCCAAAGAACCCUGCCAGACAGGCGGCAUUUCCAGACAGCUUAGACGUUCUAUCAGCGCGGGCUCCUCCCAAAUGAACUCAAAAGUGCAAGAUAUGCUGUUUCAUAACGCAUACGUUUCUAACACUUUUGAACACACUGAAACACAUCACUCACCAAAGUCAUACUCUCUCGAAGGCUUGCUUCGAAAAGCGGCAGAAACAUCCCCAAUACCAUAUCAGACCAAUAUACCCCCGUCUUCCCACCCUCCCAGCGCUGCUUGCCUGCAAGCCCAACCGCACCAUAAUCAACAUUCAAAUUCAAGGGAGACCUUGACCCAAGAGCCAUCCUGGAGGCAAUGUUACCGUUCCGGAAGGGCCAGUAAAGGGGGGGCGAAUAUACUCUUAUCUCCAAGGUUUCCUGAAGAACUUCUUCCUUCAUCAAAGGAUACAGAGCACAAGAGGCGGGGCAGCUUGGGCAAAAUAAAUCGCCCUUGGCCAAGUGUUGAGGAUAUACCUCGCCCAGCUAUUUAUGGUUUCCCAUCUGGUUGUGAUUAUACCAGUUAUCUUACAAUACCACGCCUACGACAAUACCCAUCUCGCCGUGGUUCUUAUCCUUCAGACUGUGAGGCGGCCGUCGAUAAUGUCCAACGUUCUUUGAACGAGCGUAGCCAGAAAAGGCUCACAUGUCAAAGCUCCAACCUAACACUCGCACCGGGUCCUAGUACACCACUAAAAGUCCCUUCAUUGCAAUUACCCAGCUAUUCAUCUACAUUCAGCCGUCAGUAUCGUCUUUAUGGCUCCCCGCCGCCUUUUAAUUUACCAAAGAACCCUCCGUCUGAAACGAUAGACCUAGACACUCUAUCUUCUAGGAGAGAUAGCUCAAUACAUCUGCUGGAUGGUGAAACUCAAAGUUUGAGGACUCCGUCUGAGCCUGACAGGGAUUUUCUAUGUACGCCACCCUCCCGGCUGAGGACGCUUUCUCAAUCACAGUCAACAGAUGCAGCCACCCCUGGUGACCAAAAUAUACAAACUGACAUUGAAGAUCCAAACUUUGAACCAUCGCACUUCUGGAAACCUAAUAAGCUCUAUUAG
Molecule: messenger RNA, 1320 nt
Organism: Trichophyton verrucosum HKI 0517
Lineage: Eukaryota; Fungi; Ascomycota; Eurotiomycetes; Onygenales; Arthrodermataceae
Exons: 2
Coding region: 1-1320 (439 amino acids)
Source: RefSeq, a predicted model, not a curated record